AUGGCCGGGAAGGUGGCGCUGCUCCUGUGGGCCCAGACCCUUGGCCUUGCUGGUGCCCAGACCACCCAGCUCCUGGUGGAGCCCCCCUGGAGGCUGGUGGUGCUGUGGGACUGGGUGACAUUGUCCUGCCAGGGCUUGGGGACUGCCAGUGCCACCACCUGGUACAAGGACAGCCAGCACUGGUGGCGGCAGGGACGCCACCACCUCAGUGUCACCGAGAGAGGCGACUACACAAGUGACAGACCCAGCACCGGGCGCAGCCCUCCCGUGACAGUCUUCGAUGACCAGCUGGUGCUGCAGGUGCCAGCGCAGGCACUGCUGGACAGGGACACGGUGACACUGCGCUGCCGCUGCCGGCAGGACAACCAUCUCACCAGGGUGCGAUUUUACUGGGAGGACAAGGAUCUCGGGAUGUUCCUUAAGGGGACCAAGCUGUCCCUUUCACCUUUGCAGCUGCCCCACAGUGGCGGCUACCAAUGUGAGGGCUUGGUACACUCUGAGGAGGGGACCGUGCAGAAGAGCAGUGCCCAGCUCCACAUCACAGUGCACCGGGUCCCGCCCUCGGGGGUGGCCCUGUUGGUGCAGACCCCCGGGGGACAGGUGGCACUCGGGGACCACCUGGUGCUGAGCUGUGUGGUCGCCACAGGAACAGGUCCCCUGUCCUUCUCCUGGCACCGGGAGGGCUCAGCGGCACUGCUUGGCACGGGCCCUUGCCUGGAGCUGCGCUACGCUGGGGACAAUGACAGCAGCCAGUACCGGUGCCGCGUCAGUGACGGGGACAGCGAGGUCGAGAUUGACCCCUUGAAUGCCACCGUCCUGGUGCCUGUGGCCAAUGCCACCAUCAUCCCCGGUCCCCUGUCACAUCAGGUGCGUGCAGGUGACAAUGUGACUCUGAGCUGCUCGGUGCGGGUGGGCCCAGCCCCUGUCACCUUCACCUGGCUGCACACUGGGCAGGAGGUGGCCCAGGGUCCCCUCCUGGAGCUCAGGGCCGUCAAUGUGGGACAUUCGGGCAUCUACCAGUGCGUGGCCACCAACCAGCUGGGACAGGACGGGCACCGCUUGUUCCGGGCACUCAGCCCUGAGCUGGCCCUGGAGGUGACACCUGGCUCACCCUGGGUCACAGUGGCCACAGUGGUUGGUGGGGCCCUUCUGUUCCUGCUCCUGCUCCUGGGUGUCAUUGUGACCUGGCACUGGUGGCACUGUGUGGAUGCCAGGAAGAACCAGGAAAGGGCCCCCCCGGAUCCCCCGGCCCCCCCAGAGGAGGGGGAGGUGCUGUACACCUACAUCGCGGUCACCAAGAGGGCAGGGACCCCAUUGGUGCUGCAGGUGCCGGCGUGGGCGCUGCUGGAGAGGGAUACGGUGACACUGUGCUGCCGGCGCUCGCAGGACAACCCGGUCAACUCAGUGUCCUUCUACUGCACCUCCUCUCUGCCCGUGGCAAAUGCCACCAUCAGCCUCAGUCCCCUGUCAUAUCAAGUGCAUGCUGGUGACCCUGUGACCCUGCACUGCUCGGUGCAGGUGGGCUCAGCCCCUGUCACCUUCACCUGGCUGCACAAUGGGCAGGAGGUGGCCCAGGGUCCCCUUCCGGAGCUCAGGGCUGUCGAUGUGGGAGAUUCGGGCCCCUACCAGUGCAUGGUCACCAAUCAGCUGGAUGGACAGCUGUUCAGGCACUCAGCGUGUUCCAGGCACUCAGCCGAGAGCUGGCCCUGGAGGUGA
Melospiza georgiana is the source of this 1716-nucleotide messenger RNA. RefSeq names its product Fc receptor-like protein 4. Lineage: Eukaryota; Metazoa; Chordata; Aves; Passeriformes; Passerellidae. The coding region runs from base 1 to 1716 and encodes 571 amino acids. The transcript is spliced from 12 exons. The record is from RefSeq and is a predicted model, not a curated record.